CGCGAGUCCAUGGCCAUGUUGUGGAAAGAAGUCACAGUAGGAUCAAUACGCGCAUUUCGCGUUGUAAUACCCCGACCGCAGGACCGCGUUCCAAUAACGUGGUCAACCGCCCCACAACUACUCAGCUUAUAUCUGCCCAUCGUCUUUCUCGCUUUCCUUGCGAGACGGAAAGACACACAUGCGAUCCGCCUCCUGCUCCUCCCGACUGUUAUCACCUCAGCCCUCAUGUCGGGCUUCCGCUUCACUGCCAACGUGCCCCAACUAAAUGUGUAUGACUGGGGCUUGGCUCUAUUGGCUGAAGUCAUCAUAGCCAAAAGCCUGCAGUAUGCCUUCACUAAAGAGGGAAUGUUAAAGCUCGGGGAGCAGCGACCUGGCGAGCAGAAAGGCAAAGAAGUCGCGAAUGGGCAUCAUGAACGAGAAACACGGUCGCCCUCGAUUUUCCCCGCAUGGAUCUCCGAUGCUGCCGAACUCAUUCAUACGAUGCGUGGGCCACACUGGAAAUUCGCCCAAGGAACUUAUAUUCCUCCACACACGCGUCCGCUAGAGCGACACGCGUUCCUUCGCGCUACAGCCACCUCAUUUCUAACCAACUUCCUAUUACUCGACUUGCUAGAGUCUGCCAUAAAGAUAUUCCCCGGGGUUGGAGAGACUAAAGGUGGCUCGAUCUUUUACGCGGAACUACCAAUUGUCCCUCGUUAUGUUGUUUCAACCACUAUUCACAUCCUGACUGGUAGCGCCAUGCUUGCCGGUUUCGGGAUGGUCUACGACUUGUUUACCUUCGUUGGCGUGUUGAUUUUCAACACCCCGCCUUCUGCUUGGCCACCGGGAAUCGGUGACCCGUGGCGUGCAAGCUCUCUCCAUGAGCUCUGGAGCCGUCAAUGGCAACAAUGGCUACGCGGGACAUUCCUCGUUUAUGGCGGAUAUCCGGGCCGCUGGAUUGCCGGCGACCUCGGCUUUGUAUUUGGCACCUUUUUGGCUUCUGGCCUCUAUCACGAACUUGCGGCGUAUGCGUUGGGUCGAGGUAUUGACCACACGGUCACGUUCUUCUUCUUUUUACAGGGGCCGUUAAUUGUUGCUGAACGUAUAUGGCGUAUUGCUACAGGCAAACGCGUCGGAGGACGAUGGGGUACCCUCUGGGUCUACCUAGUAAUAUUUGGUGCUGGCCAAAUGCUGGUCAACUCCUGGAUGAUCCGGGGGUUCGGAGGCGGAAUGGUGAUUCCGCCAGUCUUGAGCCCCGUUCGUCUUAGUCUCGCAGCUCUCGGAUUUGGAAGGCGCCAUUAG
This is a messenger RNA of Mycena indigotica, 1281 nucleotides long. Its product is annotated as MBOAT-2 domain-containing protein. Gene Ontology annotation, biological process: lipid metabolic process. The coding region runs from base 10 to 1281 and encodes 423 amino acids. NCBI's taxonomy places the organism in Eukaryota, Fungi, Basidiomycota, Agaricomycetes, Agaricales, Mycenaceae. The transcript has 3 exons. The record is from RefSeq and is a predicted model, not a curated record.